Molecule: messenger RNA, 1653 nt
Organism: Cyclocybe aegerita
Lineage: Eukaryota; Fungi; Basidiomycota; Agaricomycetes; Agaricales; Hemipholiotaceae
Source: the annotation of a GenBank genome assembly
AUGUCAAGUAUCGAGCUCAUCAAUCCAAAGGCUGAGAGCGUUAGGCGCUCAGCUGCCCUCCAGGUGAACACCGCUGGAGCAAUGGGUCUCGCGAGCGUCGUUAAAGGCAAUCUAGGGCCCAGAGGAACCUUGAAGAUGCUUGUCGACGGUGCUGGCCAGAUUAAAAUGACGAAAGAUGGAAAAGUGUUGCUCUCAGAGAUGCAGAUCCAAAAUCCUACAGCAGCCAUGAUUGCACGAACCGCUGUUGCGCAAGAUGAUCAAGUUGGAGAUGGGACAACAUCCGUGGUUCUUCUUGUCGGCGAACUUCUGAAGCAAGCUGAGAGAUACACCUCAGAAGGAGUCCACCCUACAGUUAUCGCGGAAGGUUUUGAUUUGGCGAAAAAGGAAGCGCUCUCUUUUCUUGAUUCAUUCAAAGUGUCAGUCAAGAUGGAUCGCGCGACUCUGAUUGACAUCGCAAAAACCUCCCUGUCCACGAAACUCAAUGGCGCACUGGCGACCCAGCUCGCUGCGGACGUUGUUGAUGCCGUUUUCACAAUUCGGCCGCGAUUUCCACAAAAAGAUUCCAAAGAAUGGCGCCAACCAAUUGAUCUGCAUAUGAUAGAAAUCAUGAAGAUGCAGCACCGGACAGCCUCUGAAACACAAUUGAUUCGCGGACUUGUUCUUGAUCAUGGUGCUCGACAUCCCGAUAUGCCCAAGCGCGUCGAGAACGCGUACGUGUUAACACUCAACGUGAGCUUGGAGUAUGAAAAAACUGAAGUCAACUCUGGCUUCUUCUACUCUUCGGCAGAACAGCGUGAAAAGCUAGUUGAAUCCGAACGCAAGUUCAUCGAUGCCAAACUGCAGAAGAUCGUGAACCUGAAGAACCUUGUGUGCGAUCAAGCCGUCGACUCAAAAGAGAAGAAAAAGAAUUUCGUCGUCAUUAACCAGAAAGGCAUUGAUCCAAUGAGUUUGGAUGUACUUGCGAAGAACGGCAUCCUUGCUCUCCGGAGAGCAAAGCGACGCAACAUGGAGCGCCUUCAACUCGUCUGUGGCGGUGUUGCGCAGAAUUCAGUGGACGAUCUCACUCCCUCGGUGCUUGGUUGGGCUGGACUCGUUUACGAGCACACACUAGGGGAAGAAAAAUUCACAUUCGUCGAGGAAGUCAAAGAUCCCAAAUCUGUCACACUGCUCAUCAAAGGGCCUAAUCCCCACACUACGCAACAAAUCCAGGACGCUCUUCGAGACGGCCUUCGGGCGGUCAAGAAUGCUCUUGAGGACGAGUGCCUUAUUCCCGGUGCAGGUGCAUUCGAGGUUGCCUGCUCAGCACAUUUGAGCGGGCCGGCCAAGAAGAGCGCGAAAGGUCGGGUCAAGAUGGGAGUGCAAGCGUUUGCAGAUGCUCUUCUCAUUAUUCCCAAGACCUUGGCCCAAAAUGGAGGGUUUGAUGUGCAGGACGUCGUGGUGGCCCUUCAGGAAGAGCAAGCUGAGGGCAACGUCGUCGGCAUUGACCUGGAGUCAGGAGAGCCUAUUGACCCAACAGCGAGCGGCAUCUGGGACAACUACAGAGUAAAGCGCCAGAUGCUACACUCUUGCGCUGUCAUCGCUAUCAACCUCUUGUCAACUGACGAAAUUCUACGGGCAGGUCGCAGCUCGUUAAAACCUGAUGGUGCACAAUAG